Messenger RNA from Botrytis deweyae, 1563 nucleotides. RefSeq lists its product as uncharacterized. Gene Ontology annotation, biological process: carbohydrate transport; transmembrane transport. Gene Ontology annotation, cellular component: membrane. NCBI's taxonomy places the organism in Eukaryota, Fungi, Ascomycota, Leotiomycetes, Helotiales, Sclerotiniaceae. Gene Ontology annotation, molecular function: carbohydrate:proton symporter activity. The transcript is spliced from 7 exons. The coding region runs from base 1 to 1563 and encodes 520 amino acids. The record is from RefSeq and is a predicted model, not a curated record.
AUGAUGUUUCCGACUAAAGCCCCUCGCGUCGACAGAGAUGUUCUCGCGUCCGCCUCUCAUUUAACAAAUAAACGUGGUCCUUGGUGGCAUGAUCGAGGAUUGCUCAAACUCAAUCUUCUUAUCAUGAUACCAUUGAUGAGUGAAUAUGUGCAGGGUUAUGAUGCGAGUCUUAUUAACAAUGUGCAGCAGUUGAAGAGUUGGCAGAAUGAAUUUCAUAACCCCAAGGGCUCACUCUUAGGUAUUUUGUCGGCGAGUUAUUGGGUGGGAAAUGUCUUGGGAGUAUUCUUUAUCACGCCGCUGAGUGAUAGAUUUGGCAGGAGAAUGGCGCUGUUCUUUGGUAGUGUAGUUGCAAUACUUGGGACAGCUCUUUGCACCGGAGCCAUUAAUGCUGGCAUGUUCAUUGUCGGCAGACUUCUAUUGGGGGUUGGAGGAGUGGUUGUUGGAGCCAUUGGACCUGUACUAGUAGCGGAACUUGCAUAUCCGGAUCAUCGUGCGACCGCGACUGCGCUUUCAAAUACCCAAUACUCAAUGGGCUCGAUCAUCGCUGCCUGGAUAACUUUUGGUACAUUUCGAUUGAACUCCACAUGGUCAUGGCGCAUUCCCUCAAUCUUUCAAGCUUUGCCCUCUGUCGGCCAGGCACUUGGUAUCUUCUUUCUUCCCGAGUCACCUCGUUGGCUUGUAAGCAAAGGUCGUGAAGAUGCUGCCUUGGAUGUCCUGUCUAAGUAUCAUGCCAAUGGAGAUCGAGAAGAUGAGAUCGUACAGUUCGAAUACAGGGAGAUAGUCGGAACAAUCGAGUUGGAGAUCUCAGCAAAGCAAUCGAGGUGGAGUGAAAUGUGGAGAGGUAAAGGAAACCAAUGGAGAAUGUUUAUUAUGAUUUUCUUUGGAAUCUGUAAGCAAUGGUCAGGAAAUGGUGUAGUGUCCUAUUACUUACAUACAAUGCUCGACGACGUUGGAAUUACGACUACCUUACAACAAACCCUCAUCACUGCAACCUCCCAAAUGUUUUCCUUUGCUUGUUCUGUUGCUUUUGCGUUUCUGCCCGCUCGAGUAGGUCGUCGACCUCUUCUGCUCUGGUCAAUGGGCCUGAUGUGGCUUGUCUUCACAAUAAUCACCAUCCUUACCGGUGUGUUCACCCACACUGGGUCUAAAUCUGCUUCUUAUGCUUCGGUUGCUUUUAUAUAUUUGUACAGCGGAGUACACAAUUUGGGAUGGACAGGUGCCAUGAUGCUUUAUGUGGUUGAAAUUUUGCCGUACACGUUGCGCGCCAAAGGCAUUUCACUAUUUUGGUUAGUCACGGGCUUAGCGGGUGCAUUCAAUACCUAUGUGAACCCAUUAGGUCUUGCAAGAUUUGGCUGGAAGUUCUAUUUCUUCUAUGUAGCAUGGAUUGCCGUCGAGUUCGUCGUGGUGUACUUUGCUUGUCCUGAAACGAAAGGAACAAGUUUGGAAGAUGUGGCUUUAGUCAUUGAGGGAAACGAUGCGAAAGUCAGCAAGAUGAAUCCGGUGAAAGAGGCGGUAAUAGAGAAAGAGGGUGGAACCACGGAACACGUUGAGAAGACGAGAUGA